GUCAGAGCAAGUAGCCGCAACGGUAGGUUGAAGAAGAACAAACAACAACCAUGGCGGUCGGCAAGAACAAGAGAAUUUCCAAGGGAAAGAAGGGAGGCAAGAAGAAAGCCGCCGAUCCCUUUUCCAAGAAGGAUUGGUAUGAUAUCAAGGCUCCUUCUGUCUUCCAAGUCAAGAAUGUUGGCAAAACCCUUGUUUCCCGUACUCAGGGUACCAAGAUUGCUUCUGAAGGACUCAAACAUCGUGUGUUUGAGAUCUCAUUGGCUGAUCUUCAAGGUGAUGAGGAUAAUGCUUUCAGGAAGAUUAGGUUGAGGGCUGAAGAUGUUCAGGGCAAGAAUGUCCUCACCAACUUUUAUGGUAUGGAUUUCACCACUGACAAGCUCAGGUCUUUGGUCCGUAAAUGGCAAACUCUCAUUGAAGCUCAUGUGGAUGUUAAGACCACUGAUAAUUAUACCUUGAGAAUGUUCUGCAUUGGCUUUACCAAGAGACGCAGUAACCAAGUGAAGAGAACCUGUUAUGCUCAAUCCAGCCAGAUCAGACAGAUCCGCAGGAAGAUGAGGGAGAUCAUGGUUAACCAAGCAACAUCGUGUGAUUUGAAAGAGCUUGUUCGCAAGUUUAUCCCUGAGAUGAUUGGAAAGGAGAUUGAGAAGGCUACAUCUAGCAUUUACCCUCUGCAGAACGUUUUUAUUCGCAAAGUUAAGAUCUUGAAAUCUCCCAAGUUUGAUCUUGGAAAACUGAUGGAGGUUCAUGGUGACUACUCAGAAGAUGUUGGUACCAAGGUAGAAAGACCUGCAGAUGAAACAGUUGUUGAGGGAACCCCAGAGAUUGUUGGAGCUUGAUCUAUUUCCCAAUGCAUUUUUGUUUUAUUAGGAUAUUUCUGCUGCUUUUACCAAUAUUUGUUUUAAAGUUUUGUUGACUCUAAAGAUUUUUGCUUGUAAUGUUAAAUCCGGAUUUUUGGUUUCCCAUAUUUUAACUUUUGGUGCAAUCUUUAAAGCAGCACAUU
Molecule: messenger RNA, 1000 nt
Organism: Cicer arietinum (chickpea)
Lineage: Eukaryota; Viridiplantae; Streptophyta; Magnoliopsida; Fabales; Fabaceae
Gene: RS3A
Product: 40S ribosomal protein S3a
Biological process (GO): translation
Cellular component (GO): ribosome
Molecular function (GO): structural constituent of ribosome
Source: RefSeq, marked provisional